AUGAUCAAUUUUAUUCACAUAAUUCUUUUCACAUUAGUCUCCGCCAAAACUAAUGAAGAAGAAUUGAGAGAAGCAGCUUGUGUUAUAUUUUCCAGAUACAUACUACAGGUCUAAUCACUCUAAGCUAGUCCACAAAUUGGAAAAUUGAUAAAGGAAUAGAAUUAUAAUUAGGAUGAUGCCAUUUAUGUAGUCUAAGCAGCAGCACUUGAUAAAUGCUUAAUUAAUGUCAAAUAAAGAGAAGUCACUAGAGUAAUCUUUAUCUCUUAUAUUCUAAGAUACUAGAUGGAUUACAAAAUCAACAAUUAGACUUAGAAAAAUAUAUCCAUCUUCAUGAAAAUAUUAAAUAUGACAGAUUCAUCAAUACUUAAAAAGAAGUAGCUAAACUCAACUAAUUAAUUGAAAUCAUCAAGGAUGUUGAAGAAUUAAUACAGACUUAAUGGGUCAAGAGACCUGAAGUUGAAAAGAGAAGAUAAGAAUAAAUAGAGUCUGAAGAAAUGGAUCAAGAAAUUAUUACUCAAUUGAACGAAGCCCCCAUUACAGAAUAAUUUGAUCUCACCAAGUUUUCAUUGAAACACAUACUUCUUAAAAAUAAGGAAUAUUUGAUUUUCGCAAUCUUCAUUUUAGUGCCAAUUGUUUUAAUACUAAAUAGUAUUAGUUUUUAUUAAUUUCAGGUUGUUGUAAGUCUAGUCCUAAAAAAGAUAAGAAAAAAUCUGAAAAGAAUGAAAAAAAGGAUUCUACUUAAUCCAAAACUGAAAAUGAAGAAAAGAAGAAAUCCUCCUAAGUUAAAAACAGCGAUAAAUCUGAGAAAAAUAAAAAAAAAGAAGAAUGAGUAGC
Molecule: messenger RNA, 834 nt
Organism: Paramecium octaurelia
Lineage: Eukaryota; Ciliophora; Oligohymenophorea; Peniculida; Parameciidae
Source: the annotation of a GenBank genome assembly